AAUUUCCUGUUUCCAGCGCAGUUUGUAACGAUGGACUACAGUUCCCAGACGCUGGGAGGCUCGCUUCGGUUUUGUUUUGUUUCGAGCUUCCUCAAAUUAGACUACAUCUCCCAGAAAUCCGGUGGGUGGGGACUGCCGGCGUAGAUAGCGCACGUGGAAAGAAAGUUGGUGGAAGGCAAAGGAAGUUUUUGAGUCUUUCACUGGUGAGAUUUCUCGAAUCCAGUUAUGCGGCUUUCAGCCUUGCUGGCCUUGGCAUCCAAAGCCACUCUCUCCCCCUACUACCGCUAUGGAAUGAGCCGUCCAGGUUCCAUAGCAGACAAAAGGAAGAAUCCUCCCUGGAGCAGGCGGCGCCCAGUAGUGGUAGAGCCGAUCUCUGAUGAAGACUGGCACCUAUUCUGUGGAGACAUGGUGGAAAUCUUAGAAGGCAAGGAUGCUGGGAAGCAGGGCAAAGUAGUCCAAGUUGUUCGGCAGCGGAACUGGGUUGUCCUGGAAGGAUUGAACACGCAUUACCGCUACAUUGGCAGAACCAAGGAUCACCGAGGGACCAUGAUCCCUAGCGAAGCCCCCUUGCUUCAUCACCAAGUCAAGCUAGUGGAUCCUGUGGACAGGAAACCUACUGAGAUCCAGUGGAGAUUUACUGAGGCAGGAGAGCGUGUUCGUGUCUCUACAAGAUCUGGGAGAAUUAUCCCCAAACCUGAAUUUCCUAGAGCAGAUGGCAUUGUCCCUGAAACAUGGACUGAUGGCCCCAAGGACACAUCAGUGGAAGAUGCUUUAGAAAGAACUUACGUGCCCCGGCUAAAGACAUUAGAAGAAGAUGUGAUGGAGGCCAUGAGGAUCCAGGAGACUCGAAGAUUCAAGAAAAUCUAUUGGUAUUGAGCCUCAAGAGUACUGCUUCACCCUGAAGUCCACCCUUUCUUUCUAGAACACCAAUAAAGAAGCCUUGGGUGCUGCUGCUGUCCA
Molecule: messenger RNA, 960 nt
Organism: Rattus rattus (black rat)
Lineage: Eukaryota; Metazoa; Chordata; Mammalia; Rodentia; Muridae
Gene: Mrpl24
Product: mitochondrial ribosomal protein L24
Exons: 7
Coding region: 226-876 (216 amino acids)
Biological process (GO): translation
Cellular component (GO): mitochondrion; ribosome
Molecular function (GO): structural constituent of ribosome; RNA binding
Source: RefSeq, a predicted model, not a curated record